AUGCAAAUAAAUGGCUCGAAAGCUGCAAGAAUCACACAGUUUGAACUGGUGGGUUUUCCAGGUCUCCUAGACUACAAGAUGUUUCUCUUUGUUGGAUUCCUCAUACUUCUGUUAAUUACAAUUACUGCGAAUGUCCUUAUUCUCCUUCUAGUGUCACUGGACCACAGGCUUCACACACCUAUGUACUUUUUCCUUUGUAAUUUAUCCAUUUUAGACAUGCUACUAGUAACAUCAAUUAUUCCCAAACUUCUGGCCAUUCUCUCUGGCUAUGACAAUACCAUUUCUUUUGCUGCUUGCUUUGGACAAAUGUAUUUCAUUAUAUCUUUUGGUUCAACAGAAAACUGCUUGGUGGCAGCAAUGGCAUAUGACCGAUACAUUGCAGUUGUUAAGCCCUUACAUUAUAAUGUGAUAAUAAAUCUGAAAAAGUGUGUGGUUAUAAUGACCACCGUGUGGACACUAGGAUUCCUAGUUCCUUCUGUUUUCAUAAUAGUAGCUUCAGAGCUGCCGUACUGUGCUUCAAAUAAAAUCAGGCACUGUUUUUGUGACUAUCCAGCAGUGCUUUCCCUGGCUUGUGCUGACAUUUCUGAUUAUGAAAAAGGAGCAUUUGGUCUUGCUUUGUUUGUAAAUUAUGUACCCUUACUUUUUGUACUGUGGACAUAUGUCAGAAUUAUAGUUUCUGUUGUAAAACUCAAGACAAAGGAGAGCCGAGCAAAAGCCUUUUCAAUGUGCUCUUCGCAUGUGACUAUAGUGUUGAUGUAUUAUAUUUCCGCUUCGUAUAUGUUAAGAAUCACUGGAGUCUCAGAUGAUGGGCGUAUUUUCAUUGGAGGCUUGAAUUACUUUUUAAUGCCAAUGGUGAAUCCAAUGAUUUAUAGUUUAAGAAAUAAAACUAUGAAGGAAGCAGCAAAAAGAUAUAUUAAACUCAAAUCUUGUUCUCCACACAAUCCAAAAAAAUCCAUUACCAGGAUGGAAAGGGACUUAACAAAAUAA
Messenger RNA from Erpetoichthys calabaricus (reedfish), 987 nucleotides. RefSeq names its product olfactory receptor 10A6-like. Lineage: Eukaryota; Metazoa; Chordata; Cladistia; Polypteriformes; Polypteridae. The transcript has a single exon. The coding region runs from base 1 to 987 and encodes 328 amino acids. Gene Ontology annotation, cellular component: membrane. The record is from RefSeq and is a predicted model, not a curated record. Gene Ontology annotation, molecular function: olfactory receptor activity; G protein-coupled receptor activity. Gene Ontology annotation, biological process: G protein-coupled receptor signaling pathway.